Molecule: messenger RNA, 1387 nt
Organism: Xenia sp. Carnegie-2017
Lineage: Eukaryota; Metazoa; Cnidaria; Anthozoa; Malacalcyonacea; Xeniidae
Product: protein ADP-ribosylarginine hydrolase-like
Exons: 2
Coding region: 557-1132 (191 amino acids)
Source: RefSeq, a predicted model, not a curated record
AUCAAGUCACUAAUGUCUAGUGUUUUGUCUAUCAACAAGUGUUGCUUUGUAUAAAGUUUGCUAGGUUUUCCUGUUAUCUGCAUUGCUUUUCAUUUUAACAAACCUUUAUAGUAAUUUAGCUUUUCAAUCCUUUUGCUUUUCUUAGCUAAAUGUUUUAUCUUCAACUCUUCCUUCGAUAACUUACUUGAUCAAGCCAUUACCUUGAAUGUUUCAUAUCCUUUUAUCUAAUAUCAAUUUAUAAAUGAAAUAAAAGAAGGUUGACCUUUGGUUUGCAUAAGUCUAUGCAAUCCAUCAUUUUCUAGAACCACAUCUCAAAUGCCUCCAUCCUUCUAACAUUCUCACUUUUAAUGACCAUAUCUUUGAUCCAUCCCUUUUAUUGCUUUUCCACACUUCAAAAUUUCUGUCUUCUAAAAACUGUUUGAAUUGCCAUUGCUGUUUUGCUUUAAUAUCUUCACUACUACAGCCAUUGAAUCCAUGAUCAAUAUCAAAAUGCUGCUAUUAUGUAAAUAGGGUCAUCAUAAUGUAAGUGACCUAAAAUUAGCAAUCUUUAAAGAUAAUGAUUUUAAUUAUAGGUUAUCUAGGAGCUGUUACUGCAGCUUUAUUUACAGCCUAUGCUAUACAGAAGAUGGCUCCAAAAAAAUGGGGAGCAGGACUUUUAAGUCUUUUACCCAAAGUUUGGGAAUACAUUGAGAAGGUUGGUCGUGAUGUAGAAGAAAACAAGAAAUCUUGGGGCUGCUUUAAAAACAGUUGGGAGUUAUAUCUUGAACUACGGGGAUUAACAAGUGGAACCAUUGAACGAAAGUUUCCAGUGAAUUAUAACAUACCUGAACGUGAUGCUGUUUAUAAAUCUGUCAGUUAUGCAGGUUGGGGUGGGUCCAGUGGUCAUGAUGCACCAAUGAUUGCUUACGAUGCUUUGAUGAUGGCAAAAGAUUCCUGGUUUAAAUUGUGUUCUUGUUCUAUGUUUCAUGGUGGAGAUAGUGACAGUACAGGAAUAUUGGCUGCAGCAUGGUGGAGUGGUAUGUAUGGUAUGAAAAGUGUACCCCUUGGAAAUUAUAGGAACCUGGAAUAUGGUCAUAGGCUUAUGGAGCUGGGUAAAAAAUUACUGAAUGUAUCAAAGAAUAUGAACAACUAACAGGAUAGUAUUUAUUUAACAAAAUUUAUGUCAUAAAAUUCUGUCAUCCGAAUAUACUUUAGUAUGUUUGUAAAUCAUACAAUAAAAAUUACUACUUGGUUUUAACAUAAAAGCAAUUUUCUUUAGGAAUAAAUUCUAAAGAAGAAUGUCAGAUUCAGGGCAUGGGCAGUUCUAAGUUCUACUUAGGAUGAUUCCUGGCUGUAGAGUUUCAUAAUACAUUACACGUAGAUUGUUUAAAAGACUUAGCAACAUCAA